This is a messenger RNA of Pseudomassariella vexata, 2256 nucleotides long. Its product is annotated as ABC1 family-domain-containing protein. Gene Ontology annotation, biological process: mitochondrion organization; lipid homeostasis. Lineage: Eukaryota; Fungi; Ascomycota; Sordariomycetes; Amphisphaeriales; Pseudomassariaceae. The record is from RefSeq and is a predicted model, not a curated record. Bases 246 to 2045 code for a protein of 599 amino acids. The transcript has 3 exons. Gene Ontology annotation, cellular component: mitochondrial inner membrane.
AGCGAAUUUGGUUGUCCCCAACGGAAAGCUUCAAUUAUCGUCGACUAGACCGUGUCCUUUGUCAAAAGUGGUUCCACCCAGGACCCGAGCCCCCAUGACAUCAAUCGUGAAAGUACCUCAGACCAAAAGACAGUGCCGACUUUCGACUAUCAUUAGAACAUGCGGAUGGUUUCUGCCAUAAUCACUCCAUUGCUGCGGGACUAGACGACUAAUGCUCUCAUGUCGCCGCUGAUUUUGGCAACACCAUGAAACCCCCUUCCAUCAUCUCUCUUAGUCGUGUCACGACGAGGAGUAGCGGUCGAUGGACCUGCUCCAGUUGUCGCAGCCAACUUUCGAGGCGCACGAAUACAACGGCCAAUCUUGCGCUUCCUAGACAUUCUUCAUCCGGUCCGUCGAGCUCCUCACAGCGAAUACCGCCGCCGGGAAAACGCGUUGCCCUCUUUGCCACGGCUACGGCUGGUGCUGCUGGUGCUGGAUUUCUUGCCUUUGGGGACGACAUCAAGCAUGGGUAUGAUGCAAUAGAGCGUGCGGGCAGAGUCGCUGCUACCUUGGCAUUAUGUAUCAAUGAUUACCGAACCACGUUAAACCACCGAGACAAAAUAGAUGACGCAGCCGAGGCGAAUAAGGUGCUCAAGCAAUGCCACAAGCGAUGUGCAGUGCGGACUUUACGGGUUCUGGAGAAGAACGGAGGCUUAUUCAUCAAGCUGGGACAGCACUUGAGUGCCAUGACGUACCUGUUGCCUGUGGAGUGGACCGACACGUUUAUACCGUUACAAGACAAAUGCCCGGUGUCCUCCUUCGAGUCCGUCGAGCAAAUGUUCCGGGAUGACACGGGCAAAGAACUGAAAGAUUACUUCUCCGAAUUCUCAGAAGAGCCGAUAGGAGCGGCGUCUCUGGCGCAAGUACACCUGGCAACCAUUAAGGAGGACGGACAGAAGGUAGCUGUCAAAAUCCAGCACCCGAGCCUCGCUCAAUGGGCUCGCCUCGACUUAGCUUUGACGAGGUUUACCUUCUCUACACUAAAGCGUUUCUUUCCCGAAUACGAUUUAGAAUGGCUGUCGGCCGAGAUGGACGUCUCUUUACCUCAAGAACUUGACUUCCAGCGCGAGGCGGCAAACGCCGUCCGGACCCAACGGUACUUCGCAGCAAUGCCAGAGCUACCCUUGGUGAUUCCAGACAUUAUUUGGGCCAAGAAGCGCAUCCUUGUUAUGGCGAAUGAGUCCGGCCGCCGGCUCGACGACCUCGAGUACCUCGAUUCGAACGGUAUCGACCGUGACGAAGUCUCGGCUACACUAGCGUACAUCUUCAACGAGAUGAUCUUCGGCAAGAAUGCACCGCUGCACUGUGACCCCCACGGUGGUAACAUUUCCAUCCGAAAAACGGCCCACCGCCGCCCCGGCGGCGCCAAUUUUGAGGUCAUCAUCUACGACCACGGUCUGUACCGCGAUAUACCUGAGAGUCUGCAGCGCAGCUACGCCAAGAUGUGGCUAGCUAUUAUUGACGGCGACGUGGGCCGGAUGAAGAAGUACUCCAACGAAGUGGCGGGCGUCACCGAGGAGCAGUUCCCGCUUUUCGCAAGCGCCAUCACGGGAAGGGAUUACAGUGUCGUCAGCGAGUCCAUUCUGAAGCCCCGGUCGGGCGACGAGAAGAAGACGAUGGGCGAUGCGCUACAGGAGGGUCUGCUGACCGAUCUGGUGCAUUUACUUGGUCAAGUGCCCCGGAUCAUCUUGCUUAUUUUGAAAACGAACGAUUUGACGCGCAGCCUGGACGAAAAUCUGCAGACGCGGGAGGGACCUAUGCGGAAUUUCAUGAUUUUGGCACGGUACUGCGCUAAGACGGUGUUUCGGGAGCAGGUGGAGGAGAUUAAGGCUCGCCAAGGUGGACUGCUCUGGCCCGGGAAUGCCGUUAGAUUUCUUGCGGCGUGGGUGGGACUCUUGCGCGUCGAGCUCAAGUUAGAGGCGUUCCAGCUGUGGUUGACGGUCAAGAGGCUUGUAGGGGUUCGGGCAGAAAUGGUGUCUUUUCAGACUCCGAAUGCGCUGACUUAAAUUCGAAAAGGGGAAAAGGGUUGAUGUAUGAGUCGGUUGAGGGUUCGAAUACCUUGCAUUUAUUGUUGGUGAGAUACCAAUAACAGUUGCCCCCAAUUAGAUGUGAUUUUGGUAGACCAUGUACUAGGAGGAAGGUUGAUUGGGUAAGGGUAUAUAGCAUGUAUGUACAUAUUGAGGGCACACAUGAACACAGAUAUGACCAUGAAUAGCG